Messenger RNA from Amoebophrya sp. A120, 1172 nucleotides. The record is from the annotation of a GenBank genome assembly. Lineage: Eukaryota; Dinophyceae; Syndiniales; Amoebophryaceae.
AAUCAACGCAUCCUCGUCUCUGUAGACACUCACAUUCUGCUGGAAUAACAAUAAGCAUCAGUCCAGGAACCUUUUUCUUCCUCUCCUCCUCCGAAGAGAACCCUCGAAGGAACCGACUUUUCCCAGUGGGAACUAGCCUCUUUAGCUCUUGUCCUCCCACUUCUGCUAAUAAGUAGUAAAAACAAGCACAAAUACAAGAACACAAAAGUGCAGCAAGCAAACAGAUUGUUAUUUACUCAACUGCAUUAUCUUUGUGCUUUUAUCAACAACUGCCUUUCUUGCGAACAAAAUGAAGAAAGCCGUUAUUGUGUCCGUUGCCGCAUCCGCGGCGGCGAUCCAGCCCCCGACGCAUCAGUGGAUCGGGAAAGAAGACGGGGGAGCGUUUGUGGAGGUGGACACUGGGCGGGGUAAGGCGAACGCGGGUGGGAAGAAGAAAAAGCAGGUUUAUCCAGUGGUGGCAGCGGGCACGGGUCAACGCACUACCGCGUGUCUGCUGAGGGCAGGGAAUCAAUUUUAUCCGAAUUAUGGGGGCUCUGGUGUUUAUGGUGAUAUCUGCAGUUCCGGUUGUUCAGCUGCCUAUUGUGCUGUGGAGCCUAUUUCCUGCGGGAAGGGUUGCGGGACACUGAAGGUGCCCACAGGGUCCUGUUGCGAAGUGGGUACGGCUGUGGGCUUCCAAGGAGAUAACGUUGUCUUUAUCAAUUGAGAAUUCUUAAAAGGUGAUUAGUUACUGAUCAUCUCUCUACUGCAACUUUUAUGUAAACGAAGGUUGUUGCGCGAGCUAUGUGCUCCUGAAUGAUACGUCCGUACGCAUAAUCAACAUGUCAAAGAAGCUCAAGUUUCUGUAAACACUAUGCGCUGUAUUCCAUUUAUCUACUUGUUCAUACACGUCACAGCGCGCAGCUGCUGGUGCUACGUCGUUCAUCCUCCCCGUUUGUUGGAUUCAAUUUUUUCGGACCACGCACUUUUUACCCGUAUUUUGAUAUCUUUGUCUUCGGAAUAGAAGACGAUUCUCAGAAGUCCCGUCGACUUUCUGUCCCUGCAAGAAGUUGUAGCCCGGCGAUUUUCCAAGUUGAUGUCCUGGAAUGAUAUGACUACGCAUGAUUAGGCGGAAGUUUUAAGCUGUAGUACGAAGCGGGUCCCUCUUUAUGCACGCGCAAUAGAAGAGGUCAUCG